AUGGAACGCACUUCAAAGAUCCCCCAAGAGUACGUUGAAGAUGUCGCAAACUUUUUAGAUCAAGAGAAAUACGAAGAUUGCAGAGAGUACUUAAUCAAGCAUUAUAAGUUAAUAGAUCGGAAAGUAGCCGAUGGCCUUUUCGAAGAUUCUCUAACCACUUUUGUUGAGUAUCCUCCACAGUACGGCGCACGUAUGGUUCGUUGCUCACAGAUUUUGACUUACCUUUGCGACAUCAAAGAAGCUACACAUGGGCAACAAGACAUCACCCUCUUCUUCUAUCGACUC
This is a messenger RNA of Entamoeba invadens IP1, 285 nucleotides long. RefSeq lists its product as hypothetical. NCBI's taxonomy places the organism in Eukaryota, Evosea, Mastigamoebida, Endamoebidae. The record is from RefSeq and is a predicted model, not a curated record. The annotation marks the transcript as partial. The transcript has a single exon.